ACGCUAUCUUCCGACGUAUGUAACUUCUGGAAUGAAUCAACCCCGCUUUACGGGACUCCUCUUCGGCGACCUCCUGUCAUCGGAACAAUCGGGUAACCGCUUCCCGUCCCUUCAUAUAUGAUCGAUCGACCUCACCACCAUGAGCCUUUCUCGAUCCACAAAGAUCAACAAUUGCCAUGGGCUCAGUAACCAAAGUCCUCGUCGCAAACCGCGGUGAGAUUGCACUCCGGUGCAUCCGCUCCUGUACCUCCGCCAAUAUCCCUACCGUUGCGAUCUACACCCCCGCUGACGCAGCCUCCCCUCACACCCUCCUCGCAACCGAGAAAGCCCUCUUGCCUGGCCCAAACGCAACAGCCUACCUUGACAUUGACGCGAUCAUUGCCAUUUGUCAUGAACGGGGUGCAGACGCUGUGAUCCCCGGGUACGGCUUUCUCUCUGAGAAUGCGGAUUUCGCGAGGAAGUGUGAGGAGGAAGGGAUUACGUUUAUUGGACCUAGUGCGGAUGUGAUGGUGGAGUUUGGGUUGAAGCAUCGAGCGAGGGAAUUGGCUAUCAAGGCUUCCGUGCCAGUCGUGCCCGGAACCGACCUUUUGACUUCCGAAGAGGAUGCACUCUCGGCCGCCGAGAAGCUCGGGUACCCUAUUAUGCUCAAAGCAACCGGCGGUGGUGGCGGGAUGGGUCUCCAAGUCUGUCAGUCAUCCGGCGAUAUCUCCAAAGCGUUCAACCUCGUCAAAAGCCGCGGAGCAACACUCUUCAAGAACUCUGGCGUGUUCUUGGAGAAAUAUUAUCCGGAUUCACGACAUAUCGAAGUCCAAGUUUUUGGUAACGGGCUGGGUGAUGCAAUCGCCUUUGGUGAGCGCGAGUGUUCGAUCCAACGUCGUCACCAGAAAGUUGUCGAGGAAUGCCCUUCGUCUUACGUAGCCUCCACACACCCCGAACUCCGUGCGAAGCUAUGCGAGGCUGCGGAGAAUUUAGCGAAGAGCGUCAAGUAUGAAUCAGCGGGAACGAUCGAGUUUUUGGUCGAUGACGCGACGGGCUCCUUUUUCUUUUUGGAAAUGAAUACGAGGUUACAAGUCGAGCAUGGUAUCACCGAGCUCUGUUACGGCGUCGAUCUCGUGGAGCUCAUGUUACGUCAAGCCAACCUCCGCCGUUCCUCAUCCUCCGGGAUCCCUGGAGAUGAGUUAGCUGUGAUGAGGAAUUGGCGACAAGGACCCCAGGGCGCAAGUAUCGAAGUUCGACUCUAUGCCGAGAACCCGGCUAGGGAUUUCGAACCCUCGCCUGGGACGUUGCAGUAUGUUUCGUUUCCUGAGGGGGAUGGGAUCAGGGUUGAUGGAUGGGUUGGGACCGGGAGCGUGGUUAGUCCGUAUUAUGACCCGUUGUUGGCGAAGAUUAUGGUUCAUGCGCCUACCCGCUCAGAGGCGAUCGAGAAGUUGGUGAAGGUGUUGACCGAGUCAAAGGUGCAAGGCACGCCGACGAAUAAGGACUUCUUGGCCAAGAUCGUUGCGUCUGAGCCAUUUGCGGAGGGUGCUACGUUGACGAAUUUCUUGACGACAAAGUUUACGUAUAGGCCGUGUGCGAUCGACAUUAAAUCACCCGGAGCCUACACUUCGAUUCAAGACCUCCCUGCUCGCCGUGGUGUCGGUAACGGUGUUCCGGAAUCCGGACCCAUGGAUUCGCUGGCGCUUCGUUUGGCGAAUAUCAUCGUAGGGAAUGCGCCGGGGGCGGAGUGUCUGGAGGUCACGUUCAAUGGACCUGAACUCCUCUUUUAUGCGCCAGCUGCGAUCGCGGUAUGUGGUGCCCCCAUGCCGAUGACAAUUAAUGGAAAGGCGGUAGGGAUGUGGGAACGUCUCGUUGUCCGGGCGGGGCAGACGUUGAAGAUUGGACAGGUCAGUACGGAUGGGUGUCGUGCAUACCUCGCUGUACGUGGCGGAUUCCCCGAAGUCCCGAUCUAUCUGGGUAGUAAGAGUACGAGUCCGAGUGUCUUGUUGGGCGGGUAUCAAGGUCGUACACUCGUUGCGGGUGAUUACCUCGCUCUUGAUGAACGCACGUAUCAAUGGGCGGAGGAGGUCACGGAGUUUGUGUUGCCGGAGGUUUGUAGGCCGAGGUAUACGAAUGAGUGGGAGGUGUGGUGUAUGCCCGGUCCCUAUGACUCCGAUGACUAUAUGACGGCUGAGGAUAGGGAGAUGAUUUAUGGGACUGCGUGGACGGUGUCGCAUAAUUCCAACCGUGUCGGGAUUCGGAUCAUGGGUCCGAAACCGAAAUGGUCGCGUCCUGAUGGCGGCGAAGGUGGAUCUCAUCCAUCCAAUCUGUUCGAUUAUGGAUACCCGAUGGGUUCUAUUAACUGGACUGGUGACGAUCCCGUUAUUUUUGCGAUCGAUGCGCCGAAUUUGGGCGGAUUGUUGUGUUCUCACACUGUUGUUCUCGGGGAUUAUUGGCGGAUGGGACAGUUGAAGCCUGCGGAUACUAUCAGGUUCAAGCGGACGACGUUUGAGAAUGCGCUUGUGUUGAGGAGCAGGGUGGAAGAGUUCGUGGAGCAUGUCGCCGCGCUCGUCAAUGGGGAGAAGGUCGAGCCGAUGGCGUUGGAUUUGGAGUUACCGGAGGGGUAUGGCAGCUCGAUUUUGGCGGAGUUCAAGGCUGAUCCGGCUCAGGGACUGGACUGGGAUAUUCAGUACCGACAAGGCGGUGAUGGAUUCCUGUCUGUUGAGUUCGGACCACAAACGAUUGAUGUGAUCGUCCGAUGCCGUAUUCAGCUCCUCUCUGCCGAAAUCGAGAAGCUUGACGGCAUCAUCUUCUUGAACCCCAACGCACGCUCUCUUACCGUUCAAUAUGAUGGUCAAGUCAUCUCUCAGUCGGAUCUUUUGAACAAGAUGAUCGAGAUCGAGAAGAGUAUUCCGGAAACUCGUAAGGCAGUUAUUCCCUGUCGCGAAAUCCAUUUGCCUAUCGUGUUCGACGAUCCGAUUUUGCAGGAAGCAUCCAAGCGAUACAUGGAGACAAUCCGUCCUACAGCCGCAUAUCUCCCUGACAACAUCGAAUACCUCCGUCGCUCAAACGGUUUCGAAACUCGUGAAGAAGUCUUCCAGGCCGCACUCUCCUCUCCAUUUCUCAUCGCUGCCGUCGGAUUCCUCGCUGGAACCCCCGUCGGAUUCCCACUCCUCCCAACCUCCCGUAUCGUCGGACAGAAAUACAACCCAACGCGUUCGUACACCCCAGCAGGCACCUUAGGAUUGGGCGGCAGCAUGUUCGCAAUCUACCCCUGCGACGCCCCCGGCGGGUACCAACUCUGGGCCCGCACCCUCCCCUGCUGGGACCCCUACGGGACCAAACCCGGCUUCGGCCCAACCCGCCCCUGGCUCUUCGAGGCGUUCGAUCUGGUGUAUUUCCACCAUGUCGAGCGCAGCGAGUACGAGGAUGCGUAUGCGCGGUAUGAGGCUGGGUUGUACGAAUUUGAUAUCCGUCCGACGGAGUUCGAUGUCGGGAAGCAUAUGGAGGAGAUGGCGGGGCAUGAGGAGGAGAGUAAGAGGUUUAAGGAGCGGCAGAGGGUUUGUGCGGCGGAGAUUCAGGCAGAAGAAAAGGCUCUUCUCGCAAAGUGGCUGGAGGAGAAGGCCUCUGCCACGACUGCUUCUGUAGGUUCUUCGAAGGAUGACCUCGAAGCUAUGCUUGCAUUGCCGGGGGCUAUUCCGAUUACGAGUCCGAUGAAUGCGAAUGUCUGGAAGAUUCAGGUGCAGGAAGGUGAUGUGGUUGAGAAGGACGGCCAGGUAUUGAGUAUUCUCGAAGCGAUGAAGAUGGAGAUCAACGUGAGUGCUGGUGCGGAAGCUGUGGGUGGGGUUGUGAAGAUGGUGGUCGUGGAGUCGGGCACGGUAGUUAAGCCUGGGGAUGUGAUCUUGGUCGUUGUUAAGGAAGGGUUUGAGGGGGAGAAUUGA
Saitoella complicata NRRL Y-17804 is the source of this 3917-nucleotide messenger RNA. RefSeq names its product putative urea amidolyase. Lineage: Eukaryota; Fungi; Ascomycota; Saitoellomycetes; Saitoellales; Saitoellaceae. The coding region runs from base 177 to 3917 and encodes 1246 amino acids. Gene Ontology annotation, molecular function: metal ion binding; ATP binding. The transcript has a single exon. The record is from RefSeq and is a predicted model, not a curated record.